This is a messenger RNA of Colletotrichum acutatum, 821 nucleotides long. RefSeq lists its product as uncharacterized. The record is from RefSeq and is a predicted model, not a curated record. The transcript has 2 exons. Bases 66 to 428 code for a protein of 120 amino acids. Lineage: Eukaryota; Fungi; Ascomycota; Sordariomycetes; Glomerellales; Glomerellaceae.
UCUCCCGUGCGAAUGCGGCUCUGUGGUCUCACGAAUGAAAGGACAACGCUCCCAAGACAAAAUCGAUGACAACAAGUGCAUGGCCCAGACAAGCUGCCCUUCUCUUUCUACUCUUGGCUCUUGUGUCGCCUCAUUGGAUCAUUCGGCCGUGCUCAGCGUUGUCGCCUCAUGUGAAGGAAUGGGCCGACACCAGCCAAGACGCCGUUUCCAUGUUGCUUCAAAUCGCCUACGCCGACCAUCCGUCCACGUCUUCCUUUGAUUUACACUGGGCCUUGUCCAAACUUUGUUUUCGCCCUAGAUCACUUGACACGAGCUGGACAGCUGUCCAAGAGGGGGGUUCCCGGGCUGUCCCGGCUGUCGAAGAGGAAAUUGCCCACAACCCAAGCCAUAUGAUUGCCGACGAAGCUCAGUACAUUGACGGACAGUAGUGGUUAGACAGCAUUACGACUAGCCUACUCACAACUCACAACCACAUGCACGAACUAUCCCGAUCCGAUGUCAGAUGCCUCGGUGACGAAGCAUGUACUCGAAAUAGCUCACUGCCCCACUGUGUUUUCAUCGUCUUUCGUUGAUCGACUUGAAGACCGCGUCGAUUGUAUGGCUAUGAGAUGCUCUCUCCGUUUUAACCUAUCCGUUCUGAUAGCGACCGUUUCAGUCCCGUCACCAAUGGUUCCCAGGCACGGGUGAUAGAUCCCUGGGCUCGCCGUCGACUGGAACUCUGGGGGUGCUUUAUCUCAUGCAUUGCCGCUUAGCGGAUCGUCUGUCUGGGACAUGUCGCUCUCUGAGCUCGUGUUAGCGCUGCAGAUCCCUUAACUCGCAAC